Aspergillus oryzae RIB40 is the source of this 1014-nucleotide messenger RNA. RefSeq lists its product as uncharacterized. The transcript has 2 exons. NCBI's taxonomy places the organism in Eukaryota, Fungi, Ascomycota, Eurotiomycetes, Eurotiales, Aspergillaceae. The record is from RefSeq and is a predicted model, not a curated record. Gene Ontology annotation, molecular function: NAD+ binding; oxidoreductase activity, acting on the CH-OH group of donors, NAD or NADP as acceptor. Gene Ontology annotation, biological process: fatty acid metabolic process. The coding region runs from base 1 to 1014 and encodes 337 amino acids.
AUGACAAUCACAACAAUGAAGGACAUUAAAACCGUCGCUAUAAUCGGUACCGGCGUCAUAGGAGCCAGCUGGACAGCUUUAUUCCUGGCCCGAGGGCUCAAGGUCCUGGUGACCGAUCCCGCCCCGAACGCAGAGAAGAACCUCGAGACAUAUUUAAACGCACAAUGGCCAACGCUCACUCAAAUAGGCCUCAGCGAAGGGGCCUCCCUAAAAAAUUAUGCCUUUGUGGAUUCACUGGAUAAUCAUUUCGAGGAAAUUGACUUCAUACAAGAGGUACCAUUUCCGUUCUCAAAUACUGGCGUUAUUCUACUAACAGUGACUAAGAAUGGCCCCGAACGGCUAGAAUUCAAACGCACCCUGUUCGCCUACCUAGACGAGAAAGCACGCCCAGAGGUAAUAAUCGCAUCUUCGUCGUCCGGAAUACCCUCGUCCGAAUAUGCGUCGGCGUGCCGUCACCACCCUGAACGGGUUCUGGUCGGACACCCUUUCAACCCACCACAUUUGAUUCCUCUGGUGGAGGUCGUGCCACAUAGAACCACAGAUAGAGAGACUGUUGUACCACGAGCUAUGGAAUUCUACAGAAGCCUUGGCAAGAAGCCAGUACUUAUUCAGAAAGAGAUUCCCGGAUUCAUCGCCAACAGGCUCCAGGCUGCCCUAUCGAUGGAGGCAUAUAGUUUGGUGAGCAGAGGGAUUAUCUCUGCGGCGGAUUUAGAUACGACAGUGACAUCUUCUCUUGGUCUACGGUGGGCGCUUAAUGGACCUUACGCUCUGAACGCUAUGGCGGGCGGCGGGAGCUUUCAGCAUUUCUUGGAACAUCUCGGUCCAGCUGCUAAAUCAUGGCAUGAUGACAUGCAUAAACACACGUUUUCAAUGACCCCUGAAGCAAUCCAGGAUCUAAGCAGAACGGUUGAGCCGAUGGUGCAGGCAACUGAUUUGAAUACUUUACAGAAGGAGAGGGAUGAUGUACUCCUGAAACUUAUGGAUAUGAAGUCGAAGACUUCUCUAUUGGAAUAA